This is a messenger RNA of Salvelinus fontinalis (brook trout), 4294 nucleotides long. Its product is annotated as endothelin-converting enzyme 2-like. The coding region runs from base 118 to 2223 and encodes 701 amino acids. Gene Ontology annotation, cellular component: plasma membrane. The record is from RefSeq and is a predicted model, not a curated record. Gene Ontology annotation, molecular function: metalloendopeptidase activity. Lineage: Eukaryota; Metazoa; Chordata; Actinopteri; Salmoniformes; Salmonidae. Gene Ontology annotation, biological process: protein processing. The transcript has 18 exons.
CACGCGAUAGCAACACUGCACGCCCUACAUCGACGGAGCUCUCAAACAAGCAGGUAUUACAAACAAGUUCGCUUCCGGAAGGGUGGCAUCCAGCUUCUCAGUUCCCCGGGCAAGAGGAUGGUGCUGGCUGGCGUGCUGCUUUCCUCUGUCCUCGGCCUGUUCGGAUGUACCGUCACUCUAGGCAUGCGCCACAACAAAGACCAAGCACAGGGCCUGUGUCUGACCAAGGCCUGUUUCACGGUGGCCAGUAAGAUCGCGCAGGCCCUGGACCGCAGCGCUGACCCCUGCCAGGACUUCUACCAGUACGCCUGCGGGGGCUGGGUCCGCAAGAACCCUCUCCCCGACGGACGCCCCCGUUGGAGCACCUUCAACAGCGUCUGGGACCAGAACCAGGCUGUCCUCAGAAACCUGCUGGAAAACGUCACUUUCAACUCCAGCAGCGAGGCGGAGAGGAAGACUCAGUUCUACUACCUGUCCUGUCUCAAUGAGCGGCACAUUGAGGAGCUGGGAGCCACGCCCCUUAUUGACCUCAUCACAAAGACAGGGGGCUGGAGCAUCAGUGGGCCCUGGGAGAAGGACAACUUCAUGGAGGUGCUAAAGACUGUGUCAGGUCCUUACCGCGCCCAGCCCUUCUUCACAGUCAGAGUCAACGUGGACCCCAAUAAUUCCAAUAGCAACGUCAUCCAGGUGGACCAAUCAGGGUUGUUCCUCCCCCCGCGGGACUAUGACGGCAACACAGCCAAUGAAAAGGCAUAUCUGGAUUACAUGGUGGAGCUGGGCCUGCUGUUGGGAGGGGAUAAGAACUCCACACAGAGCCAGAUGCAGCAGAUCCUGGACUUUGAGACAACGCUCGCCAACAUCACCAUAUCGCAGGACAAAUGCUGCGACAAGGAGAAGAUCUACCACAAGAUCACCAUCGCCGAGCUGCAGCUGCUGGCUCCGGCGGUGGACUGGCUGGACUACCUGUCCUUGGUCCUGUCCCCUCUGGACCUGAAUGACACGGAGCCCGUGGUGCUCUAUGCCAAGGAGUUCCUGCAGCAGGUGUCUGACUUGAUCAACAAGACUGAUCGCAGCCUGCUCAACAACUACAUGAUCUGGAACCUGGUGCAGAAGGGAGCAUCCAGUCUAGACCAGCGCUUUGAGAAUGCCCAGGACAAGCUGCUAGAGAGCCUGUAUGGAACCAAGAAAUCCCGCACACCUCGAUGGCAGACCUGCAUUGGGAACACAGAUGACACGCUCGGCUUCGCCCUGGGAGCGCUCUUUGUUAAAGCGACGUUUGAUAAACACAGCAAAAAGAUUGUCGAGGGGAUGAUCAAUGAGAUCCGUGCUGCGUUCAAAGAUGCUCUGGAUCACAUCAAGUGGAUGGACAAACAGACGCGGAUGGCAGCCAAAGACAAGGCAGACACCAUCUACAACAUGAUUGGAUUCCCUGACUUUAUCCUGGACCCCAAAGAACUGGAUGAUGUUUAUGAUUGGUAUGACGUCUCAGAAGACAACUUUUUCCAGAACACGCUCAACUUCUACAACUUCUCCGCCAGGGUGAUGGCCGAUCAUCUCCGCAAGCCGCCCAACAGCGACCAAUGGAGUAUGACCCCUCCCACAGUCAACGCCUACUACAUGCCCAACAAGAAUGGAAUUGUCUUCCCAGCUGGAAUCCUUCAGGCACCCUUUUACGCCCGGCAUCACCCCAAAGCACUGAACUUCGGGGGGAUCGGAGUGGUGAUGGGACACGAACUCACUCAUGCCUUUGGCGUCCAGGGCAGGGAAUACGACAAAGACGGGAACCUUCGGCCAUGGUGGCAAAAUUCCUCUGUGGACGCAUUUAAGAAUCUCACGCAAUGCAUGGUAGAGCAGUACAACGGGUUUACCAUCAAUGGGACGCAUAUAAAUGGCAAGCAGACGCUGGAAGAGAACAUUGCUGACAACGGAGGCCUAAAGGCAGCCUAUAAUGCGUACCAGGCAUGGGUGCAGGAGAACGGUGAGGAGAAGAGGCUGCCGGCAGUCAACCUGACCAAUGACCAACUGUUCUUUGUGGGAUUCGCCCAGGUGUGGUGUUCCGUGCGAACCCCGGAGAGUGCCCACGAGGGACUCAUGACAGACCCCCACAGCCCCCCAAAGUACCGCGUCAUCGGCACCCUCUCCAACUCGCCAGCCUUUGCAGAGCACUUCCAUUGCCCCGCUGGCUCCCCGAUGAACUCUGGUCACCGCUGCACAGUGUGGUAGGGCCUGGCAGAACCACAGGGGGGCGCUGUCUGUGGAGUCUGCAUGGAGAACCAAGAGGAGGAGGAGUUGAUCUCUGCGUUGGACCUUUUUUCCUAUUUUAUUCUUUGUACAUAAUGAUGGACUACUAGUGGUUUUUGAGUAGAGCAGGACAGACUCCAGGUUAGCGAGAGGGAGGCGUGUUGAGAGAAAAGUUGUCGUCUGCUGAUGCAUGUGUAAUUCCAGUGUUAGGGGAUGGUAUUUUUCCUAUUUUUCCACUCCCCAGUCUCCCACACCGGUGGGGCACAAAGACACGUUUUAUUUAGUGUUGGCUGCGCUUAGUAGGGGGCCGGGGAGGAGGAGCCAUUAGGGGAUGUCUGUCCACACCCCUUUCUCUAUGCUUCCGGGUCAUAGCUGUCCUCGCUGUGUGCCCUGUUUACAAUUGAAACCGGAUCCCUCUUUCGACUGAGGGAUCUCCCUGAAACCACUAUGACCUCACAGGAAGUGCUUGUCUCCCUCUGUGACCUCACAGGAAGUGCAGGAACUUCACUCUGACAUCACAGGAUGGGUUCAGCUGCCUCUGACCUCACAGGAAAUGCAGAAACGUCACUGUGUUUGGACGUUGCAUAUGGUUUCAUCUCGAUUGACAUCUAUAUUCCCUAUAUAAUAUACCAGUAUUUCAAUAAUCGUUAAUAUCGGGGCAAGGAAACAGAACACAAAGCGGAUUUAACUUUUUUGGGGAAACAGCCCUGAUGGAAACAAACAUCAUGUUAUCCAGAGUGAAAUGUUUUUAUUUUCCAAGCUAUAGCACACAAUAUUGUACAUAUAGAUUGGUUUUAAAGGACCAAAAAGAUGGGUCUGCUUCGUGUUUUCAUUUUUGCCAGUAUCGUCCUGGCCCAAUGCAGUAUAUGUGUGGCUCUGGUAAAUAGUAGUUCCCUAUAUGGGGUGUAAUUUGAGAGGGAGCCAUAUAGACUCACUUCUCCUUUUUCUGUUGCAUCACAGAAAGUGCACUGGCUUCAGUGACAUCACAAUAGAUCCCCCAGCAGUGGUGUGGGAUCUUAAUACUUUAAAAUGGCCUCCCCUCCUAUUUACCAUGUUCUACUACUGGACAGAUGGAAGCGCAACGAAGACUACUGAUAACCCUUGCCAACAUAUUGCUUUUAGUUAUCCCAUUUCUUAAAGAUUGUUGGCGAGCAUUUUGAGUACAUAGGAAAGGGUACUUAGAAAAGCCACGUAACAGUGUUGAUCCAACCAGGAGCAGGGUGCCAAUGCCCCUAGACGCCGAUCUAGGUUCAGUUUAGCAUUUUCAGCACUAAUGGUUAAGGUUAGAAUUGGGGGAGGGGAAGCUGAUCGUAUAUUUGUACUUAAGGGAAACUUCACCCAGGAGCAGGGUGCCAAUGCCCCUAGAUGCCGAUCUUGGUUCAUGAACCAUCUUGGUUCAUCCAAUCACAAGAUCGGCAGAGCUCCCUCUGGGACCUGUAGUGUGCUGGACUCUGUGACACCGGUUGUAGGGACGAUCACCACUUUCUCAUCUGUGUGUUGUUGUUGGCAUAUUCUGAAGUUGACAGAGUUGAAAGUUGAAAUGAGAUACACAUCUUUAAAACUGCCUUUUGUCAAAGAUGUAUUUUUGUUCCAGGUUGAUUCUUUGUUUCUCCGUAUGCUAAGGGAGUGUAUUUCGAUAUGUGUGUGUGUGUGUGUGCAUGAGCAGCCUUAGAAGCUUGUUUGAUAUUUACUGUGUUUAAUCUGUCAGCUUCAUUGCAAAAGGAUAGUUUGUGUAUGAGUGCGUGCGUGAGCGAGGUAUGUAUGUAUGUAUGCAUGUAUGUUUGUGUCUGUGUGUGCACGUAUGUGUGUGCAGAUUGCUUUGAUACACCAUCCCUACUUACAUUGAACUAUCAACAAUGUCAAGUCUGCUGCAGUGAUUUUACCUCGCAUUCCCCCCAAAAUACUAAUUUGAAAUGAAUGGCUAUGUUGAAGGGAUAUGUUCCUAAAUAACUUAUUGUUUGUACACACUCCACUCCAAAGUACUGCAGGGUGUGUACAGGAUUCGUAAUCGGGUUACUGCUGGACUCUUGUUCAAUUAAACUAUGUCACUGUU